Messenger RNA from Emiliania huxleyi CCMP1516, 673 nucleotides. RefSeq lists its product as hypothetical. The record is from RefSeq and is a predicted model, not a curated record. Gene Ontology annotation, molecular function: mannosyltransferase activity. Gene Ontology annotation, biological process: mannosyl-inositol phosphorylceramide biosynthetic process. The transcript has a single exon. NCBI's taxonomy places the organism in Eukaryota, Haptophyta, Isochrysidales, Noelaerhabdaceae. The annotation marks the transcript as partial.
GCACGAAUCGGCCGCAUGCGCACACCGAUUGAGAGGGUCGACAUGGCACGGUACGCGCUGCUAUACCUCUACGGCGGAGUCUACGCAGACGCAGAUGUGGCGCUCCUCUCGCUGCCGAUGCUGCGGUGCGCCAUUCGCGAUGCAGAGCUGACGCUGCCGUGGGAGAAGGAGCGACUGAUUGGCCAGUCGAUCAUGAUUUCCCGCUCGCCCCGCCACCCCUUCUGGGCGAGCCUCGCGAAGGAGCUCGUCGCGAGAUACAACCGUGCCUGCUACGAGCCGGACAACACCGGCCCGGACGCGCUGACCCGCGCGUGGCCCAAGCUGUGCCUCGACGGCCCGCGAACGCCGCUCAGACUGCACCGCGGCCUGCUGGCCGGGCCCGUGGCGCUGCACGGCAUGACCGGCGCCUGGCGCAAUCAGGCGAGUGUUGCGCGAAGGAAAGGCCGGCUGGGCUGCCCGUCCAACGCGGCGCUGCCAGCGAUGCCGAGAAAGUGCGUGGAAUUUGGCGAGAGCUGUGGCUCCAACCGUAGCCUUGCGCUAGCAUCGCUACCGCGCCACCUCGUCACGCCCGCACUGGCGCGGGAACGGCCAGCCCGCGGAUGAGUCGCGCGUGCGGAUGCGGGCUUCGUUGUAGUUAGGUCAGGCGAGAAAAAAAUUGCCCUCUUUGUGAUUG